AUGUUCUCCAAGACCCUCGUCCUCCUCGGUGCUCUCGGCCUCGUCAGCGCGCAGAGCUUCACAAACCAGAACAUGACCCAGUUCAGUCCUUCGAACAAGACCCUCGCAUGCGGUCAGACGCACUCUGAUACUGAAUACGUCGUCGCUCUUCAGGCUACUAUCUGGAGCGGAGGUUCUCUGUGCAACAAGACCAUCAACAUCAGCAAUGGCAAGGGUCUCUCUACGAACGCCACUGUGGUCGACGAGUUCUUCACUGGAAACGCCGAGGACCUCGAGUUGGCGCCGAGCCUGUUCAGGUUCCUGACGGGACCCGGCGUCGACGUUCCCAACGUCGACUCGUUCUUGGCGGACUGGAGCUGGGUCAACUGA
Molecule: messenger RNA, 369 nt
Organism: Coniophora puteana RWD-64-598 SS2
Lineage: Eukaryota; Fungi; Basidiomycota; Agaricomycetes; Boletales; Coniophoraceae
Exons: 4
Coding region: 1-369 (122 amino acids)
Source: RefSeq, a predicted model, not a curated record